AUGGCAGCCACGACGUAUGUCACUGCGAAGCCGACUGCAGUCGCCCAAGCACAAAUCACCAUUGACCAUCCGCAACUACGUGACCUAAUAGUAUGUCCUCAAGAACAAGGUGUGGUCACCUAUGUGAGGGACAGAGAGAUUGUCGAGCAGAACCUUAAUCUCCCGAACGCUCCUAUACGAACGCUUGUCCGCACUAUCAUGUUUCCUCCGUCUUCGCUCACAGCGAUGGCUCUCGGGAACAACAAUGAAGACACACUCCUAGCUGCCGGAGGUUCGUGGGAAGCCAACCUCCAUCUCUCCUACCACCAGCCAUCUGGCGCUGCGCCACUUUGGCAAUACAACUGCAGGCUGAGCGGAACCCUCAACAACUCUGUGCUUUUGACCCGCUCCAACUCGAGCAGCUGCGAACCACGUGUCGGCGUAACGAAUAAUGACCAAACGUUCAGGCUGUACGACUGCGCGAUCCGGAGACAGCCUCUCGAUUGGAGACCCACCACGGCCGAUGACCACAUCGACAGGGAGAAUUGGCAGGAUGAGAGGCUGAACAACGCAAGGUUGGAAUGCGUCGGUGCGCUGAAGCUGGAUACUUGCAUCAACUACGCUUCGAUGUCACCUUCCGGUCGGAUGAUUGCGACUGUCGGCGAUUCGGGGAAUGUAUAUCUUCACCAUGUGAGCGGCUCUUCGCGUGUAACAUACCGGCCCGUCGCGACUAUUCCUUUACCUCUUCCCGCCAACACGCCUCCACACUAUCCGACGACGCGUCCAUCGACUUUCACCGCUGCGUUUGCUGCUGCCUGGUCCAAGGAUGGGAGCAAGUACGCUGUUGGCUCACAAGAGGGAGUUGUAGGGGUCUGGGAUAUCCGGAGUACGAAACCGCUGAAGGUGUUCCAGGUGGACAAGAUGCGAGGGAUGGGGGCAGGUGGCUUGGGAGCCUCGCCCGCUGGCUGGAUCUCGUGGGACCCGUCGCAUUGGUUUGUCAACACCGCGCCAUCAUGGAGCGUCCGAAACGUGAAGUUCGGAGGUGAUGAGAACGGUCUGAACGAGACGCUCGUCUUCGCAGAACAUACCUCGCUCAUUCACCUUGUCGAUGGGAAGACGUUUGAGGAAGAGGCUGUGAUUCAUGUGCCGACGACGAUGAGCGAGCCUCCUCCGCCUUCGCCGCCUAUCAUGUCAGUAUCGGAUCCCCUCGACGCGCCGCUUGACCUCAUCCACCUGGACCUCCCCCCUGUGGUCAACGCCAUCUCGACAUACACAUAUUCAUUCAACCCCGUACCUGAUCAAGUGCCCAUUGGUUUACCGCCUGGAGCGUAUUCGAUGCCUCUCUGGGAUGACGAAAGCAGUGACGACGACGACGACAACGAUGACAAUGAUCAGGAUGAGCAAGACCACCAUUCUCCAACGCCUGUUCCUCAAGAAGUUCCUCAGGCUUCAGCUUCACCCUCGACUCCCCCGGUGCCUGAACGCAUACCUGCCCGUUUACCCAACUCGACCAUUUUCAACGGGUACCGAUUCUCGUCACCCGAAUUCGAGUACGAGGAGGACCUACAUAUUGCUGGUGUAUGCUUCUCCCCGACUGGGAAGUCGCUGUACGUGGGUACGACACAGGGAGUUGUCGAGUACGGGAUGGUGGACCGACGACAGCGUGGGCUUUCCUAG
Molecule: messenger RNA, 1656 nt
Organism: Coprinopsis cinerea okayama7#130
Lineage: Eukaryota; Fungi; Basidiomycota; Agaricomycetes; Agaricales; Psathyrellaceae
Exons: 4
Coding region: 1-1656 (551 amino acids)
Molecular function (GO): protein binding
Source: RefSeq, a predicted model, not a curated record